Messenger RNA from Pangasianodon hypophthalmus (striped catfish), 2334 nucleotides. RefSeq names its product synuclein, gamma b (breast cancer-specific protein 1) (gene sncgb). Gene Ontology annotation, biological process: chemical synaptic transmission; synapse organization; synaptic vesicle endocytosis. Gene Ontology annotation, cellular component: axon terminus; cytoplasm; neuronal cell body. The record is from RefSeq and is a predicted model, not a curated record. The transcript is spliced from 6 exons. Lineage: Eukaryota; Metazoa; Chordata; Actinopteri; Siluriformes; Pangasiidae. Bases 367 to 729 code for a protein of 120 amino acids. Gene Ontology annotation, molecular function: cuprous ion binding.
GACUUAAAUGCACUGCAGCAUCCAGCAGGUUCUGUCUCUCUGCACCCAGUCCUGGUGAGCCUGCUCUCUCUCUCUCUCUCUCUCUAUCUCUCUCUCUCUCUCUCUCUCUCUCUCACACACUCACUCACGCACUCAUUCUCACUCUCACAUGCUCGAUAGACCAAUCUCUACGUCGAAGGUGGCUCAGUGUGUUUCUGUUUGAGCACAGAAUUGCCCCAUAAUCCUCUCUCCCUCAUUCUCUCUCUGUGCUGCUCUAUUUACUCACAAACACUCACACGCACAUUACCGCAGAGAGCUGUCCCGUCUCUCUCUCUCUCUCUCUCUCUCUGUUCCAUCUCAGCCUCAGCUCCAUACACAGCAUCCAGGAUGGAUGUACUAAUGAAGGGAUUUUCCAUGGCCAAAGAGGGAGUGGUGGCUGCUGCAGAGAAGACCAAAGCUGGCGUUGAAGAGGCGGCUCUCAAGACCAAAGAGGGUGUCUUGUAUGUAGGUAAUAAGACAAAGGAGGGAGUUGUAUCAGGUGUCAACACAGUGACAAACAGGACUACAGAGCAGGCAAACAUCGUUGGCGAUGCAGCAGUGGCGAGUGCUAAUGAUUUGGGACAGAAGACUGUGGAGGGAGUGGAGAACGUGGCUGCAUCAACUGGCUUGGUGAAUCCAGAUGAACCUGUAUAUGAGGCGGACUUCUCCCAGGGCGGGAUGGAGGGUGGAGAUGGUGGCCAGGGUUAUUAGGCCUGGAGUCAGAAACAACACCCUUGCCCUUCCUCAGACACUCAACCCGUCAGUUUCCUCACUCCUGUCCUCUCAUCCCAGCAACACGUCACACAGAUUUUUUUGUGACAGUAUGGAAAACCAAAACAGAACAUGUCUUUCCCGGGCUCCUGUUUGCUAUGUGUAAUGCUCUCGUUCCCUCAAAGCUCCAGUGUUGGUGUCGUCAUGCUGUUUUCCUGGUGUUGUCACCCCGAGUCCAGUUACUAAUUUCACACACAAGCAAUGUUAUGUUAAAUGGCAAAUAUGAAGAGGAGAUCAUGCUUGGCCAUGUGUAGUUGUGUGAAAAUUAUUGUGGUGCGUUUUGACUCCCAAAAUGUGAUUUAACCUUCAUCUAGGCAGUCUAAUUUAACAAUAACACAGUUUACAGUGUCAUAUUUUUCUUACAAGCAGUUUAAACAAGUAAGGCCAAUGAUGUGAACCUGUAGGAGAAUUAUCACGUGAGUGAAGGAUGGUUGACGUUUUACAAGACAUUUUCAUUCACAUCCAUUAGAGCAUGUAAUAAUCAAUGUUACGUCCUUGUAAUUCAUGAAUGCAGUCUUAUUUGGAGUUAUUUUGUCUUUAAGAUGCUGUAUGAGGUGUGUACACUCAGAUACAUUACAUUCCUUUAGCUCAGACUGAAUGAAAGAAUCGAUGUGUGCUUGAUCACUAAUAGUAGAUUUAUUGUAUAGAGAAUUCUACAAAGAAAUAAAUGGAUAUUUAUCCACAUUUCAAUACAACUCUAUUUUGCUUAGUCUUUAUGUAGCACUGGCAGUCUUGCAUCUAUUCCUUCGCUUGUCUUUGUACAAUUGUGAAAAGGCAGAAAUCGAGAUGCGAGUAUUGUUAUUUAUUUAAAAGAAGCAGUAUGUGUCUGAAAAAAAUGAUGCAAGCUGGAGGGAAAAUAGAAAAAAACAAACCCAUCUCAUGCUGUUUGAUUUUUAUUUUUCUGCAGCGCAUGUUGUGAAUUUGGUGUGCCAGCAUAGCAGAGAUUUCUAAUGCCUGUGAUGUGAAGCAAUAGUUCUACCACUGCAGAGUUUGUCAAUGGUUUGUUCUGUAGCAAUUUGCAGUGAUGAUAUUUCAGCACUGUGUUAUAUUAACUGAAUGCCAAGAUGUGUUGAUAGUUGAAGACUUUAUCCAUCCCUAUUUAUUCCCUCUCCAACUGAAGUCCCUUAGACAUUGUGUCCCGGCUCAGUCUGUGUACGCUUAUGUUGGCUUUUAGCAGGGGAAAUGUUUCGAAUAUCGCUGUGUGUUCUUUGUUUGAAGCCACUGGAACCUGAAGACUGCAUGUUGCCUUAUCAGCACUCUAAUCAUCACACGUGGAAAAAAAUUCUGAUGUUUUUCCUCACACUAAUUUCCUAGGAUACACAAAUUCACAUACAGACACGCAUGUAUACACGCAUGUAUACACAUACAUACACACACAUACACACAUGCGCACACACACACACACACACACACAUGCACACACAUGUACAAACAUACAUUCACUCCCCAACCUGAUUAAGUUGGCAUCAAAGCAGAAAAGCUGAUUUUAUAGAGAGUAUAAAUGAAAUUAAAAACUGAAAUAAAGUUUUGUUGAAAUCUGUUAAA